AAAGCUGCCAAGCUGGACGUCACCGCCUCGCUCCACUCCUCCACGCCCCCCUCAGAGCCCGGCGGUGAGCAGCCAGAGCUCGCCGGGGAGGAGCAAUAUGUGAGCGAGGGCGUGCCAUUGGAGGAGGCACCUGGUGACAUCAUCUACAGGGACGCCGGGACCAUUACAGAUGUGUGUAAUAGUACUGACCUUCCGGAGGUGGAAAUCAUCAGUCUCCUGGAGGAGCAGCUGCCUCACUACAAGUUGAGGGCGGACACCAUUUUCGGGUAUGACCACGACGACUGGCUCCACACGCCCCUCAUCUCCCCCGACGUCAAUAUCGACCUCACCACAGAGCAGAUCGACGAGACGCUCAAGUAUUUCUUGCUAUGUGCUGAACGAGUGGGCCAGAUGACUAAGACAUACAAUGACAUAGAUGCUGUCACACGUCUGCUUGAAGAGAAAGAGCGGGAUUUGGAACUGGCCGCUCGGAUCGGCCAGUCGCUCCUGAAGAAGAACCGGACGCUCUCGGAGCAGAACGAGUAUCUGGAGGAGCGGGUGGGGAUCGUUCGGGAUGAGAUUGCACAGCUGCGUCACGAGCUCUCCAUGAAAGAUGAGCUCCUCCAGUUCUACACCAGCACGGCGGAGGAGAGUGAGGGAGACUCCGCAAGCUCCACUCCAUUACGGCGAAACAAAUCCAUGUCCUCUGUCCCAAAUUACUUCCCCAUGGACUCACUGCAGAGGAAACUCAAAGACCUGGAAGAGGAGAACAUUGUACUGAGAUCAGAAGCAUGUCACCUGAAAACGGAAACAAUCACAUACGAAGAGAAGGAGCACCAGCUUGUGAACGACUGUGUGAAAGAGCUCAGACAGUCUACCCUCCAGAUCUCCUCCAUCGCAGAGGAGCUGGCCAGGAAGACGGAGGAUGCUGCCCGCCAGCAGGAGGAGAUCACGCACCUUCUGUCCCAGAUCGUGGACCUUCAGAAGAAGGCCAAGUCUUUUUCAGUUGAAAAUGAGGAGCUCAGCCAGCAUCUGGCGGCAGCAAAAGAUGCCCAGCGACAGCUCACCGCUGAGCUGCGGGAGCUGGAGGAGAAGUACGCCGAGUGCGUGGAGAUGCUCCACGAGGCUCAGGAGGAGUGUAAGAACCUGAGGAACCGGGCGUUCCCCCACAGCACCUCCCGCCGCUUCCACCCCCUGGGACUCUUCCCCCUGGACUCGCUGGCUGCAGAGAUUGAAGGCACCAUGAGGAAGGAGAUGCAGCUGAAUGACCCUGACAUGGAGGAGCAGAAGACCCACCACACACGUGUGUUCGAGACUGUUAAGAACAUAAACCAGACAGUGAAGCCACGUUCGCCGGCCCCUUCGACCGCGAACAUUCCCGGUUCGAACCAGUCGUCCUCGCUGAACUUGACCGGCACGCCCCAGUCCCUCGGUUACGGCAGUGACUUCAGCAGCAUUGGCGUCGGCAACCGAUCCAGCAGUACAAUCCCGGAGUCACCCGAGAGCAGCGGCAUGGACGACUCCAAUAAGAACCCGAAGUCCCCCGGGGCGCAGGGCUCCCGCGACCUGGAGCUGGCGCUGCGGAGGCUGUCCCUGCGGCGGGAGAACUUCCUGAGCGAGCGGCGCUUCUUCGAGCAGGACCGCGAGCGCAAGCUACGUGAGCUGCUGGGCACCGGAGGGGGGGGGAGCGGCAGCCUCACCCCCAUCGAGAGCAUCAUGUCCCUGGGCACACACCACACCUUCUCCCUGGUCAACCGCUCCUACCUGCCCGACAAGCUGCAGAUCGUCAAGCCCCUGGAAGGCUCAGCCACUCUGCACCAAUGGCAGCAGCUGGCUCAGCCCAACCUCGGUGGCAUCCUGGACUCCCGGCCGGGCGUGGUCCCCAAGGGCUUCCGUCCGCUAGAACUGGACCUGGAGGAGGUCUACCAGUUCUCCGACUUUGAGGAGGACGAACCUGAUGAGAUGUUCUUCCAGAACCUUCCGACCUCUGGCCCCGUUCCCCCGCUCUGCCGCAGCCGCGCCUCCUCGUGCUCCUCCUCCUCCAGCAGCAUCAACAACAACCUUGCUGUUUCUCUCGAGGCUCCAGUGAAUUAUUACCCUGGAAAAUGCAUGUCUCACACCAACUCCACCUACACCUUCACCACCUGCCGCAUCCUGCACCCUUCAGAUGAGCUGACACGAGUCACGCCCAGCCUGAGCUCGGGGCCCACAUCCUCCUGCAUCAUGAGCAGCAGCCGGAGGUCCACCCCCGCGGCCACGCCCUGCACCCCCCGCCGCCUCAGCCUGGCCGAGUCCUUCACCAACCUGCGCGACUCCACCAAGACCACCAGCACCUCCCUGGGCCUGGUGCGCCUCCUGCAGGAGAGGGGCAUCUCUGCCGCCGUCUACCACCCCCAGAGCUGGGACCGGGCGGGCAGCGCGGCCCCGCCCAGGCCCUCCCUGGCCCCCAGGGCCCCCGACACCCUGCCCUCCACCCCGCCCAACUCCCCCACCAGCCAGCUCCCGGCCGGGGCGGACGCAGACUCCGAGGGCCCCUUCGACUUCCACGCCUCCGGCCCCCCCUACGACAACUUCCUGGCCUCCAGGCCGGCCCGCUCCAUCCUGCGGGAGGUGACGGCAGACUCCCGGGGCCGCUCCGACUGCGAGAGCCAGACCGACGUCAGCGUCUUCAACCUCAACCUGGUGGACAAGGUCAGGCGCUUCGGGGUGGCCCCGGGGCCCGCCCCCAUGCUGGGGCCCCUGAGCGGACUGCACCAGCCGGGGCCCCCUUUCGCGCUGAACGCGGGCAUGCGGCGGAACCGCACGUACCCCGCCAUGGUGGGGGCCAGCAUGGCCAUGAAGGACCCGGGGCCAGAGAGCGGGGACAUGAUCCUGGACUCCAAGCUGCACAAACAGACGAGCCUCAAGUGACGAGUCCCCCCCUCCUCCCACAUCCACGCACUUCCACUGACCUCCCAGCUCUGUGCCUGUUACAGACGCUCUUUAUACGGCUUCUUUUGUAUGAACCCAUUCCUCUCCCACUCCCCGACCUGCAGUAUAGAGCGCCGUGACGUAUUCCUGCUGUUUGAUGCCGUUGACGGAUCAAGAGGCUUGGCUCUUGAGGGGCGCAUACGAAUAAUAACAUAGUCCUCUGAAGUAUUUCCCUGAACCUUCAAGAAGUUCGGGGUUUGUGACACGUCCAAUGAAAGCACUUUUAUUCCCAUGGCCUAACGCAGAGAGGAUCAAGCUUUUCUUUGGUUCAGUUCCAUCCAGCUACUGCUCCUUCCGUCUACAAUUCAGUCAUUCACACACAAAAAUGUUAUUAUAUGUAUUAUAUGUAUAUAUUAAUUAGGAGGUACUGAGAGUCACAAAAUAAAUAAAUAAACAGUAUAUAACUUUUAUAUGGUGUGGAUAGUGCAAAGGGCCUGACACUCGUCACCCAGAUCAGUGGUGGUCCUGGUUGUGGUGGUCUCUGCUGGGAUGGUUUGAAAUGGUUUCAAACUAUUUCAAAUAGUUUCAAAUGAAUCUUCGGUUUAAAUGUCGACUGUUAAAUCCUAUUGCAGUUAAGGGGAUGGCAUGUGGAGACUGACCUGGCGCAAUAGUGCCUGAUCAUAUCAGUAGUUUAUACCAUCCUCGUGUGGAUGCAGUCUGGUUCUCUGCCAGGCAAAAACCAUUUGCACUGAAAAGUGGCGUUAUGAACACCCCUGAAUUGAUUUGACCAAAGUCUAAAUUACUUAACAUGUUAUAUUAAGUUCUGUAACUAAGCAGAGCAACACACAUGUAGUGUGCAAGUGUUUUGCUAAAUGCAAAAUGAAUGGACUGAUUCUCUGUUACAUGUGCACUCGAUAGCGAUGACCUGAAUUUCUGUUUUGAAUGCAUUAGUGACAGCACGUCCCUGUACUGCAUUUUAACUGACCAGUUUGGCCACAUUUCUCAGCCAAAGGAAUUAUUCUAAUCUUGCAUCCUAAAUCGUAAGUAUGCAAUACAUUUUCAGUUAGAAUAUAAGAAACGAAAUCAAGCAAGACCUGUGCUAUAAUGCUGACGAAAAGGAUUGCAUUGUAACCUUCAGGAACUUUAAAUGCCGUCCUUCAUAAGUCAUCAUCAAUAAAGAAUAUGGAUACGG
Molecule: messenger RNA, 4081 nt
Organism: Conger conger (European conger)
Lineage: Eukaryota; Metazoa; Chordata; Actinopteri; Anguilliformes; Congridae
Product: trafficking kinesin-binding protein 1-like
Exons: 16
Coding region: 391-2889 (832 amino acids)
Biological process (GO): neurogenesis; anterograde axonal transport of mitochondrion; endosome to lysosome transport
Cellular component (GO): dendrite
Molecular function (GO): GABA receptor binding
Source: RefSeq, a predicted model, not a curated record